AUGAGUGGUGAAACCUCAUCCAAGCUGGGCUCGACCCUGGCCAAGGGCCUCGGUAUCAAGGUGGCAUACAGAGACCCUCUGGGUGCCACCGCCGACCCGGUCACUCGCGGAGAAUCGACUUUCUCCAUGGGAACCGCCAACACCAACCUAUACAACGAACCCGAACCGACAAGUUGGGAAUGGAUCACCGAAGUGCUCCCGACACCCCGGCAAUUGGGCCGAUACUUCAUCAGCCUGUUCCCCUUCCUCACAUGGAUCACCAACUACAACCUGCAAUGGCUGUGGGGUGAUCUCAUCGCCGGUAUCACCGUGGGUGCCGUCGUCGUGCCCCAAGGUAUGGCCUACGCCAAAUUGGCGGGUCUGGAGGUGCAGUAUGGUCUGUACUCCUCGUUCAUGGGAGUGUUGAUCUAUUGGUUCUUCGCCACGUCCAAGGAUAUCACAAUCGGACCUGUCGCCGUGAUGUCGACUUUGACCGGAACGAUCGUCCUCGAUGUACAAAAGACCUACCCGGAUUACCCUGCCCAUUUGAUCGCAUCCUCGCUGGCUAUUAUUUGCGGUGGAAUUGUGUUCGUGCUGGGUAUCUUCCGCCUCGGAUUCAUUGUCGAUUUCAUUCCUCUCCCGGCCAUCUCGGCCUUCAUGACUGGCUCUGCUCUGAACAUUUGCUCGGGUCAAGUGUCCACGAUGCUCGGCGAGACUGCCGAGUUCAGCACCCGUGGUGCUACUUACGAGAUCAUCAUCAACACCCUGAAGUACCUCCCGACGUCGACGUUGGACGCGGCCAUGGGUGUCACUGCCUGUGCCAUGCUGUACAUCAUUCGCUCGGCAUGCACUUUCGCCGCGAAGAAGCAGCCUCACCGUGCGAAGGUUUGGUUCUUUAUUUCCACCCUCCGCACAGUGUUUGUCAUUCUAUUCUACACGAUGAUUAGUGCCGCCACCAACUUGCAUCGCAAGGAUAACCCGGCGUUCAGUCUUCUGGGACAUGUUCCCCGAGGAUUCCAGCAGGCCGCCGUGCCCACCAUGGACCGCUACAUCAUCAAGGAAUAUGCCAGCCAACUUCCUGCAGCCGUGAUUGUGCUUCUGAUCGAGCACAUCGCCAUCUCCAAGUCGUUUGGUCGUGUGAACAACUACACCAUUGACCCCUCCCAGGAAUUCGUGGCCAUUGGUGUCAGCAACCUUCUCGGUCCUUUCCUCGGUGGUUACCCCGCCACUGGUUCUUUCUCUCGCACAGCCAUCAAGUCCAAGGCUGGAGUGCGGACUCCCCUCGCUGGUGUCAUCACCGCGGUUGUGGUGCUGCUGGCCAUCUACGCUCUGCCCGCGCUCUUCUUCUACAUCCCCAAGGCCUCUCUGGCCGGUGUCAUCAUCCACGCCGUCGGUGACCUGAUCACUCCCCCUAACACCGUGUACCAGUUCUGGCGUGUAUCUCCCUUAGAUGCGCUCAUCUUCUUCAUUGGUGUCAUUGUGACUGUGUUCACCUCUAUUGAGGACGGUAUCUACUGCACCAUCUGUGUGUCCCUGGCAGUCCUUCUCUUCCGUGUGGCGAAGGCCCGCGGCCAGUUCCUCGGACGUGUCACCAUCCACUCCGUGGUCGGAGACCACCUUCUGGACACCGAUGGCAAGUACGGAUCUCUCGCCAACAACAAGACCCCCUCCGACGACGAAGACCACCACCACCGCACUAUCUUCCUCCCCAUCAACCACACAGAUGGUUCCAACCCCGACAUCCAGGUCGAGCAGCCCCUCCCCGGUAUCUUCAUCUACCGAUUCGCCGAAGGCUUCAACUACCCCAACGCCAACCACUACACCGAUUUCCUGGUUUCGACAAUCUUCAAGAACACUCGCCGCACGAACCCCCACGCCUACCGCAACCGCGGCGACCGACCCUGGAACGACGCCGGUCCCCGCCGCGGCAAAGAAGGCACAGACGAUGACUCCCACCUGCCACUCCUCCAAGCCGUCAUUCUGGACUUCUCCUCCGUGAACAACGUAGACGUCACCUCCAUCCAGAACCUGAUCGACGUCCGCAACCAACUAGACCUAUACGCCUCCCCCCGCUCCGUGCAAUGGCACUUCGCCCACAUCAACAACCGCUGGACCAAGCGCGGCCUCGCCGCCGCCGGCUUCGGCUACCCAACUCCGAUUUCCAACGAAGGCUUCCACAGAUGGAAACCCAUUUUCAGCGUGGCCGAAAUUGAAGGAAAUGCAUCUGCCGCUGCCCAUGCCGAGAUCAUCAAUAACCAGCGCGAGCUCUCAUACCACAAGACCGAUGACGCGGAGCAUGGUAUCAAGUCUGAUAUCAAGUCUGAUCAUAGUGCUAUUGAGCGCGAGACUCACGGUGUUGAGAGCUCGGCUUCUGAGCACUCGGAUGUUAUUCAUGAGGACAAGUUCCAGCAUGAUCUCACGGAUAGCAAGGCUUAUAACAGUCGUCGCAAGGUUGCGCUCGUGCAGGGCAUGAACCGACCUUUCUUCCAUAUCGAUUUGAACGCAGCCCUCCAGAGUGCAGUGGCCAAUUCAUCGGACGAGAUUCCUCAUCUUGGUUAA
Molecule: messenger RNA, 2538 nt
Organism: Penicillium olsonii
Lineage: Eukaryota; Fungi; Ascomycota; Eurotiomycetes; Eurotiales; Aspergillaceae
Source: the annotation of a GenBank genome assembly